UUAAAAUCGGUAAACAUAAAACAUCACCAAAACAAGUUGGCAGUUGGCAUUACUGACGUAAAGUUAUUCGAAUUUCGAAAUUCAUAACGUAUCUUUUGUUGCUCGUGCGCUCUCGAAGUUUUCUUUGUGCGUUCUUUAGAGAUUAUUGAAGAUAAAGUGAAUUUAAUCAUUAAAACUAAAUUGGAAAUUGAAAAGUUAUUGCGCUUUUACUUAAAUCUGUGAAAAGUGUUGAUUUGUAACUCAAAACAAACCAAUACCGGCUUAAACAAAUUGUCAAUAUGUCACGAGAUAUCUAUUAUUCAGAAAAAUAUUACGACGAAGAACAUGAAUACAGGCAUGUAGUAUUACCCAAAGAAAUGGUGAAACUCGUACCGAAAAACCAUUUGAUGUCUGAACAAGAGUGGCGUAGCAUUGGUGUACAACAGAGUCAAGGAUGGGUACACUACAUGAUGCAUCAACCAGAACCCCAUAUUUUAUUGUUCCGAAGAAAAAAGACAGCACCACAAAAGAAGUGAAGGAAUUAUUAAUUUAAUUAGUGUAUUUAAGUUGUAAUUGUACAGUUCUGUCAUGAAAUGUAGAUGUAAUAUUAGUUAAGGGUUGCUUAUAACAAACUCCACAGUUAUUUCAUGUUGAUUAUGAAAUAUGGAGGUCCAUGUUUGUGCCAUGACAGAACUCGAGUUCCUGUGUACUUGUGAUAGUUACAAAUUUAUGUAUACUGUGUCUAAAAGAUGAAUGUUGUAACACUCCCACCAAUAAUUAUCAUGAAAGAUGCCCACCUUAAUAUUAUAACUGAUAUAUAUAAUCGUUUUCUUAGAUGACGCUGGUAACUUGUAAAUAAAAAUCACAAAUUGGCCUCUUACAAAUCUCUAGAUCUAUUUUAAUGUGAUUAAUUAAAAAUUAACGUGUUUUUUCCGUAAAGUCUUGUAAUAAUUCAAGAAAAUUUCAACCACAAAUUAUCCAUGUGAUGUGUAAGAUUUGUAUUGUUACUUUGGCAUUGUUUUGUGCUUUGUCAAGAAAAAUUGUUUCAUUAUGUUUGUUAUGAGCAAUGAUAAUGAUCUUCAUUCCAUAUAAGAUUAACUCUUAGUCAUUAAUUUCUAAGUUUCAUUGCUUGACCAUUACAUUUUACUUUAUCAGAAUUGCUUAAUUUUAAGAUAAGAAAAUUUGUGUUAAGUUUGACAAAAUAUUCAUUUAAUGUAUUGCAGCUUUUAAUCCAUGCAGCAAUCCCAUGUUAUAAAUUGAAUCAAUGAUUUGAUGUGAGCACAACAGUGGGACCCUGUUUUUUGAAUACAAAUCAAAUUGGGUACAAAUAAAUUAUUUGGUGCUAUGUU
Messenger RNA from Colias croceus (clouded yellow), 1328 nucleotides. It is a transcript of the gene Cks30A, whose product is annotated as cyclin-dependent kinases regulatory subunit. Gene Ontology annotation, cellular component: cyclin-dependent protein kinase holoenzyme complex; SCF ubiquitin ligase complex. The coding region runs from base 279 to 515 and encodes 78 amino acids. Gene Ontology annotation, biological process: regulation of mitotic cell cycle. The record is from RefSeq and is a predicted model, not a curated record. Gene Ontology annotation, molecular function: histone binding; protein kinase binding; ubiquitin binding. The transcript is spliced from 3 exons. Lineage: Eukaryota; Metazoa; Arthropoda; Insecta; Lepidoptera; Pieridae.